Molecule: messenger RNA, 699 nt
Organism: Candida albicans SC5314
Lineage: Eukaryota; Fungi; Ascomycota; Pichiomycetes; Serinales; Debaryomycetaceae
Gene: ISA2
Product: Isa2p
Exons: 1
Coding region: 1-699 (232 amino acids)
Biological process (GO): iron-sulfur cluster assembly
Cellular component (GO): mitochondrion
Molecular function (GO): 2 iron, 2 sulfur cluster binding; 4 iron, 4 sulfur cluster binding; iron ion binding
Source: RefSeq, a predicted model, not a curated record
AUGUUAGGAACAAAAUAUUUUGCUAUAUCCAAACGAAUCUUAACAUUAAAAUCAUUUAAACCCUUAACACUUGGUGGUACAACUAUUAUUACUUUACGUUAUAAUUCGACUAAACCAAGUACUACCACCACCAAUUCUAAUGCUAAUUCAUCUAGGCUAAAACCGUCAUCAUUUGCCUUCCCAUCGUCUCCAACUUCUCAACAAUCAUCAUCUACAACUACUUCAACCAAUGAUUCCAUAACAUCAUCACAACAACAAGAAGAUAUUAAUGAUUUCAGAGCAACAAAAUUAAUUCAUGGAAAAACAAAUUUAUCAUUUGCAAUAACUGAAAGAGCUAGUAAGAAAUUAAAUGAAAUUUCUCAACAAGAUAAUCAAGAUUCAGGAUUAUUAAUACAAGUAGAAAGUGGAGGAUGUCAUGGAUUUCAAUAUAAUUUGAAAUUAACCAAUAUUGAUAAAGAAUUACAACAACAACAAGACGGCGAUGCUAAUGAUUUGGUUGUGUUUGAAAGAGAUCAAGGAGGGAAAGUGAUUAUGAAUGAAUCAUCAUUAAUGAUUUUACAAGAUUCAAAAUUGGAUUAUACUAAAGAAUUAAUUGGUAGUCAAUUUAAAAUUGUUGAUAGUCCUUAUACUAGUUCUGCUUGUGGUUGUGGAAGUUCAUUUGAUUUUGAUUUUGAUAAAUUGCUGCAAAAGGAAGGAUAA